AUGGCUGUAGCACUUUCUGUUCGCAGUGAGGGAUUGAGGGGCUUCUCCAGCCCAAAUCAAGGCAUUAAAUGGCAGAUGCAACACAAGAUGGAUGAAGACGAAUUGGGGGAGAAGGGAAACACAGUAUUCACACCCUUUGAAAAAGUCAUUUACGAUAUGAGGAACAAUGAAAAAGUGAAAAGUGAACUGAUACUUGGAAAGAGGAUUGGAUUUUACCAGCUCCGCGGAGAAAUUGGCAUUGGGAACUUCUCAAAAGUGAAACUUGGAAUACAUUGCUUGACAAAAGAAAGGGUAGCAAUUAAAAUUAUGGAUAAAAAGCACCUUACCCACGAGAAACAGGAGCUGUUCAUAAAUGAAGUUCUGUGUAUGGAGCAACUUCAUCAUCCAAAUAUUAUCCGAUUAUAUGAGGUGCUGGAGUCACACACUCGUCUACAUCUGGUCUUGGAGUACGCAGAAGGAGGGGAUCUCUUCACCAAGAUCUGCACACAGGGACGCCUCUUGGAACACGAGAGUAAAUUUAUAUUUAUUCAGAUUGUAUCGGCUGUCAAACAUAUGCAUGAAAACAAUGUGGUACAUCGAGAUAUCAAAGCAGAAAAUGUCUUUUAUUCACAUGGUAACCUUGUGAAAGUGGGUGACUUUGGCUUCAGUGUCCUGUGUCCUGUGAAUGAACCGCUUAAGACGUGCUGUGGCUCCCCUCCAUACGCAGCCCCAGAGCUAUUUAGAGAAAAAAGUUACUUUGGAAUCCACGUGGACAUUUGGGCUCUGGGUAUCCUGUUAUACUUCAUAAUGACAGCCACUUUGCCAUUCCGUGCAGACACAGUCAAGAAGCUAAAAAAAUCCAUCUUAUUGGGAUCAUAUUCAAUUCCACCUUAUGUAUCCGAUCUCUGCAAGACACUAAUACAUGGAAUUCUGCAACCCAUCCCGACUAACCGCUACUCUAUAGCCAACAUCCUGGACUGUCCAUGGCUGAGGGGGUUGCAACUUCCAGAGCCGCACCAACCAUUCCACUUGAGUCCAGAUCACCUGGCCGCGCAUAUGCCCCUCAGUGAAGAGGAGAGUGACGUGAAAAAUGCAUUGAGUGACCUAGGGAUCACGGAGGGACUCAUCGACAAUAACCAUGAUUGGGAGUUUCACAAUCCUAUCAUUGGCACUUAUCGCAUUGUUCUUCACCAGAGACAAAAAAUAUGCUCUGCCCUGAUCAACACAUGUUGUAGAGGCCAAACAAUGAAUGAAAGGAGUAGGCGGCAACCGAGGGAACACAUGCAGAACUCAAGAAUGUGUUUGAUUCUAUAAAUCCUACAAACAUAUCAAUAACAUUGCAGAAAAGAAGAGAACAAUUGCAGCACCAGAAGUUGCCAAAGCCAAAGAUAAAAUGGCCACAGAGGCAGUGAGCAUGAAAGAAACCUCUUCUAGUUUUACUUGCCUAGGAACCAGGGAACUCUGAUAUUCCAGCAGUGGUCUGCGCAAGUAUUGUACUUAAUGAAUCUAUGGGGAAACCUUUUCUUUUCUUAUUAGGGUUCAUAUGCAAUAGGAAUUCCAGUAAAUAUAUAAAGAUAUGACCGUGGAUAUAUUAAUUAAGUUCAAACGUUUGUUUGGUGCAGGAGCAGAAUUAGGCCAUUCGAUCCAACAAGUCUACUCCGCCAUUUAAUCAUGGCUAUCUAUUUUUCUCUCUCAACCCCAUUCUAUCUGCCUUCUCCCCAAAACCCCUGACACCCGGGUGUCUUGAUUAAAAAUCAAGAAAUAAGCAUGGGGGCUUCCCCAUUUUCCACAAACGUAAAAAAAAAAAAUGUCAUGAAUAAAGGGAUAGAAAUAGGUGUAUCGUGUCUGUGAAACACAAAUCGAAUGUAAGAGUCACCUACACACCAGAUCUCUGCCAGAAAUUAUUCCA
Leucoraja erinaceus (little skate) is the source of this 1888-nucleotide messenger RNA. Its product is annotated as serine/threonine-protein kinase NIM1-like. Gene Ontology annotation, cellular component: cytoplasm. The record is from RefSeq and is a predicted model, not a curated record. Lineage: Eukaryota; Metazoa; Chordata; Chondrichthyes; Rajiformes; Rajidae. The transcript has 3 exons. Gene Ontology annotation, biological process: protein phosphorylation; intracellular signal transduction; microtubule cytoskeleton organization. Bases 1 to 1293 code for a protein of 430 amino acids. Gene Ontology annotation, molecular function: tau-protein kinase activity; protein serine/threonine kinase activity; ATP binding.